Molecule: messenger RNA, 1437 nt
Organism: Penicillium malachiteum
Lineage: Eukaryota; Fungi; Ascomycota; Eurotiomycetes; Eurotiales; Aspergillaceae
Product: ADP-ribosylation factor GTPase-activating protein
Exons: 6
Coding region: 1-1437 (478 amino acids)
Biological process (GO): COPI coating of Golgi vesicle
Molecular function (GO): GTPase activator activity
Source: RefSeq, a predicted model, not a curated record
AUGAGUGCCUCCAAGGCGCAGUCUCAAAAAAUCUUUGAGAAGCUAAAGUUGAAGCCCGCAAAUAAGGUCUGCUUCGACUGCAGCUCUAAGAAUCCUACCUGGUCAUCGGUCCCUUUCGGUAUCUAUCUGUGUCUUGAUUGCUCGUCUAAUCAUCGCAAUCUCGGUGUCCACAUCUCCUUUGUUCGAUCCACAAAUCUCGACCAAUGGCAAUGGGAGCAACUGCGGGUGAUGAAGGUUGGUGGAAAUGAGUCUGCGACUAAAUACUUCCAGUCACACGGCGGAUCUGCCGCGCUGGCAAGUAAGGAUGCCAAGGUCAAGUACACAUCCAAUGCGGCCGUCAAGUACAAGGAAGAAUUGAAGAGGCGAGCUGCGGUUGAUGCGCAACAGUACCCCGAGGAGGUUGUCAUCACUGAUCUUCCUGCUGGCACCCCCUCCGAUGGCUCGGCUACCCCUGCUGGAGAAGACGACGAUUUCUUCUCUUCAUGGGACAAGCCCUCGAUCAAGCGCCCAAGUAACCCACCCUCCCGUACCGGCACGCCACCCGUUGUGAGCCGCACCGGAUCCCCCUUUUUGACCGCCAACUCCAAUGGCUCCCGCUCAAAGUCUCCAUUGUCUGGAUCUGAGGAGAAGUCUGCGUCACCUGCUCCCGCCCCGGCUGCUAUCCGUGCCAACGCUGCUGCGAAGAAGACUGCCAUUGGUGGCGGUGCCAAGAAGGGAAGCGUUCUGGGAGCCAAGAAGGCCCCUAAGCUUGGAGCGAAGAAGGUCGUCGCUAGUGAGAUUGAUUUUGACGAGGCUGAGCGGAAGGCUAAGGAGGAGGCCGAGCGUAUUGAGAAGCUUGGAUAUGACCCUGAGGCUGAGCAGGCCGAAUCUGCUGCUAAGUCUACUGCUGCGGCGCCAAUUGCCGCUCCUACCCCAGUCAGCCCCAACCGGGGUGGGUUCGGUGCUACCAGCAAGACCCACGAGCGCAACUCCAGCGAUGUUGAGCGACUUGGCAUGGGAAUGAACAGACUUGGCUUCGGUCAGGUCGCCAAGCCUGCAGCUCCCAAGAAGCUUGCAUUUGGUGCUGUUGGCUCUAAGUCUCCGGUCGAUGAGGAGGAACUUACUCAAACUCGAACCCGAUUCGGUCAACAGAAGGGUAUCUCUUCUGACGAAUUCUUUGGACGGGAACGCUUUGACCCUAAUGCCCAGGCUGAGGCUAAGCAACGACUUACAGAGUUUGAUGGCGCUACCUCUAUCUCUAGUAAUGCUUACUUCGGCCGGCCCGAGGAUGAACUCGCUGCAAUGGAUGAUGGCUACGGAGACCUUGAGAACGCCGCCAAGGACUUUGUCCGUCGAUUUGGCAUCACGGCAGGAGAUGAUAUCGAGAACCUGUCGCACCUAGUUGGCGAGGGAGCUACGAAGCUUCAAGGUGCUAUUCGCAACUACCUUAACUCCUAG